Messenger RNA from Triplophysa dalaica, 2636 nucleotides. RefSeq names its product SIM bHLH transcription factor 1b (gene sim1b). Gene Ontology annotation, cellular component: nucleus; cytoplasm; transcription regulator complex. Lineage: Eukaryota; Metazoa; Chordata; Actinopteri; Cypriniformes; Nemacheilidae. The transcript is spliced from 12 exons. Gene Ontology annotation, molecular function: RNA polymerase II transcription regulatory region sequence-specific DNA binding; protein dimerization activity; DNA-binding transcription factor activity, RNA polymerase II-specific. Gene Ontology annotation, biological process: regulation of transcription by RNA polymerase II. The record is from RefSeq and is a predicted model, not a curated record. The coding region runs from base 359 to 2542 and encodes 727 amino acids.
ACUGAAAGAAAAGAAACGAAUAGUAUAGAAUCUUCGAGAAUAAACGGUAAAUGCACAAUAAUCCUGAGAUAUAAACGCAAUCGAUGGAAAGAUAACAAAAUUGAAAAAUCUUGGUUUUGGAACCACAAGUUGUUGUGUGUUGCCUGUGUCCUUGUGGUCUUAAACGCGCUUUUUACGCUUGGCGCCCUGUGAGGCCUGCGCGUGGACCCUGCAGUAUUUCACCAUGCUCGCGAGGGACGCGUCAGAUGUGUGACCCGCUCCUCUCUGUCCACACCUGUCGGAGCGCGUGCGUCCUCUCCUUUCACUCUGUGUGAAUCUACUGACAUGUUAAAGGAUUUAUAACAGAGUCACAGGCACGAUGAAGGAGAAAUCAAAGACGGCAGCGAGGACUCGACGGGAAAAAGAAAACAGCGAGUUUUACGAGCUCGCCAAAAUGUUGCCGUUACCGUCGGCCAUCACGUCUCAGCUGGACAAAGCGUCAAUCAUUCGACUGACCAGCAGCUACCUGAAGAUGCGCCUGGUGUUCCCGCAAGGUUUGGGGGAGGGCUGGGGCCACACAGCACGAGGCAGAUCUUUAGAUAAUAAUACAACUCGUGAACUUGGAUCUCAUUUACUUCAGGUAAUAAUCAGCAAGAUGCUCCAGACGUUGGAUGGGUUUAUCUUCGUGGUUGCAGCAGAUGGAAAGAUUAUGUAUAUCUCUGAAACUGCAUCAGUUCAUCUGGGUCUAUCACAGGUAGAGUUAACUGGAAACAGUAUUUAUGAAUACGUUCAUCCGGCCGACCAUGAUGAGAUGGCUGCCGUCCUCACACCUCAACCCUCAUAUCACUCACACUUCAUCCAAGAGUAUGAGAUGGAGCGGUCGUUCUUCCUCAGAAUGAAAUGUGUGUUGGCGAAACGGAACGCAGGUCUGACAAGCGGAGGAUAUAAGGUGAUUCACUGCAGCGGUUACCUGAAGGUCAGACAGUUCACUCUGGACUCCACGCCAUUUGAUGGAUGUUAUCAGAACGUGGGUCUGGUGGCGGUGGGACACACGCUGCCCCCCAGCGCCGUCACUGAGAUUAAACUGCACAGUAACAUGUUCAUGUUCCGGGCCAGCCUCGAUAUGAAGCUCAUUUUCCUGGACUCGAGGGUUUCAGAGCUGACAGGAUAUGAACCACAGGACCUGAUUGAGAAGACCCUGUAUCAUCAUGUGCACAGCUGUGACAGCUUCCACCUGCGCUGUGCUCACCACCUGUUGCUUGUUAAAGGUCAAGUGACCACUAAGUAUUAUCGUUUUUUGUCUAAACGUGGUGGAUGGGUUUGGGUUCAGAGUUACGCUACGAUCGUGCACAACAGCCGCUCAUCAAGACCACACUGUAUCGUCAGUGUCAACUACGUCCUCACGGACACAGAAUAUAAGGGAAUGGUGCUGUCUCUGGACCAGUUACAUCCCAGUAAACCAGCAUUCCUGUACGGUAACCAAAGUGACAGAGACGAUAAACGAAUGGACAAAACUACAGAGUCAAACACACAGAGUAAAAUCCUGAUUUCUCCUUAUACACAGCAGUUCGCGGCGUUCCCCCCUGAUCGCUCUGAAUCCGAUCACGACAGCCAAUGGGGUAGCAGCCCGCUGACAGACUCCACCUCUCCACAGCGACUGGAUCAGGGCGAGACGCCAGAAACUGCCUGUGCUUACAGACGCUUCGGUGAAAGCGGCUCGCUAUGUUACAGUCUGUCUCAGGGUGACAUGAUGCACACCUGUCACACACACACACCUCCUCAAACGCUGUGUGACCCGUCUCCAGCCCGCUGUCAGGCCGGCCGUUACGUGUUGGGUGUGAGAGAUCAGAUCGGGCGAGAGAGCUGGUGGGAAAACACGCGUUCUGUGCCGUCACUUACAAAAGCAGCUCGACACAACGGAGGAGAGUUUGAGUGCAGAACGCUCCAUCAUCAUUCUCACGCUCACUGGGACGAUGAGCAUAUGGGCAGUUCUCCAGGAGGAGGGUCAUCGGGAGAUUCUGGAGACAGUUGCCAUGACAACAGGCCAUUUCACUCCAGCCCGCAGGAAACCGCCAUCAGAGGAAAAGAGGAGUUGAUUAAGGUGGAGGACAGUGAGAUGGCCGGUUAUUCCUCUGUUCUCUUCUCCCCUGUGCCUGGUGUGGUGAGGCGCACACCGGGGACCCUCAUCCUGUGUCGAGAUGCCUUGGUAACAGGUUCCCAUGACGACAAGGAUGGGAGUCCCGCGUCUCUCUCUGGACUGAGCAGCCCGGGUUCGGACAGACUGUCUCACCCCGCGAACGACUACCGCCAACCACCGUCCGUCUCACCUCACACAGGCAUUCAGGGCAGCCCACUACUCUAUCUCAGCCAGGACAGAGACACCGUCAGCGGGCAUGGACGCUCGGCCUAUCCCCUCACUGGAGGAGGUCUGGAGGCGUUGAGUAGAGCGGAAGGUUUGAGAGGUUUUCCAGCACAUUACGACGUGAACUCACACGUACACUUACAAACAAACGGCACACACACACACAACAGCACAUCAGUUAUCAUCACACACAGCAGCUGACCGCUGUUUCUACACACACACAGACUCAAACUCUAAACACUGGACUUAUUUAUGAUGUGUUUGCUGUUGUGUUUUAAAUCCGCAGCACCAUGAA